Podarcis lilfordi (Lilford's wall lizard) is the source of this 3716-nucleotide messenger RNA. The record is from the annotation of a GenBank genome assembly. NCBI's taxonomy places the organism in Eukaryota, Metazoa, Chordata, Lepidosauria, Squamata, Lacertidae.
AUGGUCUCUACGGGUGCCGCGGAGGGCCUCUCCUGGUGGAAUCGCGCUCGCCCCUGGCUUUGCAUGGAGCGCUGCCGAGCGGGCGAAGGCUGGGGCGCCCCGGGAGGGAGCAGGAGGCGGCGGCGGCGGCGGCGGCGGAGAGAGGAGCGGGGCGGCGGAGAGGCCGAGAGCCCCGAGGACGCGGGAGAAAGGCAGAGGCGGCGGCUGCGGGAGGCGUGGUGAGGGGCCGUGGAUCCUCCCGGGGCAGCUGCGGGGGGCAAAUCCCGCGCGGGCCGCCGGGAGGCUUCCGGGGGAAACCCUUCUCGGGGGAGCAGGGGGGCGCGCUGCGUCGUGGGCGAGCUUUCGGGGGCCACAUGCCAGGAGCGGGCGGGGCCAGUGGGCGUGACGUGGGACUUCCGAGACGGCACUCCAGCCAGAGUCGGAGAGCCCAGCAGGAGGGCAGUGGGGGCAUUUUCGCCCGCGGGGGAGGGGGCGGCCCCGGCUUGCCAAGAGGGCCACAUGCAGCUUCAGGGCGGGCCUGAGGUUCCCCCUGGGCAGGGCAGACUACCUCUGAAUGCCCAGCUGCUGCAGGGCAAAUCCCAAGGAAAACGGGCCGCAUUCCUGCUCUGCUUCUAAGCUUCCCAAAGGCUCAUAGCUGUGAAGGGGCCUCCUUGAAGUAUCUGACUGGCUGCUGUUGGAAAUGACGCCUUGGUCUGUCGGUCUUCGUGGAGCUGGUUCCCUCAGACGUUUUGGACUACAAUUCACAUUAUCCUCAGCCAGCAUUAUUGUCUUUCCAUCACCCGCAGCAUCACAGCUGUGAUAGCUGCAGCUGAUGGGAACUGUAGUCCAAACUAGCUGCAGAACUGGUCUGUAAACGGUUCUAAUUUGCAGUAGAAAUAUAUAUAUAUAAAUAAAAAUUUGUCCAGUAGCAACUUAACACUUCUAAGUUACGUGUGGGUUGGCAAUUUGGCAGCAGUUGACCAACAGGGAACUCUGUUUAUGCUCAAGGAUGCUGCUCCCUUAUUACUUCACAUAUCCACUUGCAUUUAAAUCAGGUUCUGGGAUUAAAUCCUGACAAGUCUCUGCUAGUAUCCUCAAAACCAUCAUAAAGAGGCUUACUGGAUCAGACCAAGGAUCCAGCUAGUCCAGCCUGCUGAUCCCACAAGAUCCUUCCAGCCCUAAAUCCCACCUUCUGUAACAUAACUUCUUCCUCUUCUCCCUGCCUUUCUGUGACAGUUCAGAACUGCAGAGCUCAGAAUUCUGGGAUUCAAGCCUCGGUAAGUCUUGCAUCUCAAGAGAGACCUUGGAUUUUUAUUUUGUAGCUACAGCCUUGGAUUUGUGCCUGUUUGUAAGCAAAUCUAUCCAGGGGUGAAGGUGGUGGGGAGGCAAGAUGCAGUCAUGGCUGAAGUGGCAUUAGUCUAUAUUGCACCCUCUUUCAUUGCUCAGGAACCAUCUUAAAAUCCCUCCCCAAACACCCAGCAGCAGGGAAGGGGGUAACCAGACCUUCCGUGGAGAAAGCCCUCUCUGCCUUUGAGAAGCUGCAGCUCACACCACCAGCUGAGUCAGUUCUUGAGCCCAGCUCCCAGCUGCAGGAGGAGCCCAGCCGCAGCAGAGCCCAGGACUUGCAGUGUGUGUGUUAUGGCAUUGGGAACUUCUCCUCUUGCAUUCAAGCGCAAUACCAGCUGGCCUUCCUCCUGCUGCUGCUUGAGGAGCUGAAGGUGAGGGUCACAGCUGUGGCAGACUUGGGAGCAAAGCUCGCCAGAAGCACACAGGCAACAUUCCCUCUCUCCCCUUGCAGAUCCCUGAAGAUCUGUGUUACAUAUUUGACCCUGUCUUUUCCACGCUGGAAAUCAAAGUCCUUGCCGAUCUUGGGCUCACAGUGCUCCUGGAGAAUGAGGUGAGCUCCAGGAAGAGAGGAGCACAAACUCAGGGAGAAACAUGCCCAGGGAUCAAAACACACAGCUGAGGACUGUGGCCUUUCUCAAAAUGAUUGAUACCAAAAGUUCACAGCUGUUUAACUCCUUUAGCUCUUGUGGGGUGGGGGUUGGUUGCAGUUCUUGCAGGAUAACACCCCUCUUCCUUGCAUCCAGGAGGGAAAACGCUGCAUCCACAAUCCUACCAUCUUCUACAUGGUCCACUGCGGAAAAGCUCUCUAUAACAACCUGCUCUGGAGCAACUGGUCUAUAGAGGCACUUUCCAAAACGGUCAUCAUAGGGAACAGCUUCAAGGGCAUUGAAGACAGGUAGGGAGCCCUUCUGCAUCACCCAGCCCAAGAGCAGGCAGGGCUGGGCCUCUUGGCUGCUGCUGCUGCUGCUGCUGCUGCUGCUGCCGCCGCCACCCAGUGUCUAUACAAGAACAAAAUUGGCAUUUUCCACUUGUCUUCCCACGAAAAUCUGGGUUUUGAAAAUUCAACUCCUUUUUGCAGUGAUUUCCUAAGAGUUUUUGCAAGUAUGGUAGUCUCUGAAGGCAUUUAAUCACACACAGAAUGGGGAAGGCUUUGCUCUGCCUCCGCAGUUGGAGGGAGGGCUGCUUCUCCCCACAAGAGGGAGAGCGCUCUUAUGCUCAACUGGCUUGCAAGUUUCCCACAGACAUGUGGCUGGUCCCUGUGGGAACAGGAUGCUGGAUUAGAUGAGCUGUUGGCCAGACCCACAAACCCUUUGGAUGUUCUUAGUUUAGCAGCACCCUCUGCUUAGUAGGCCGUGGUGUUGCCUUUCUUGCAACUGCCAAUGAUUUCUAAUGCCCUUUGCUCCUAGGAUGCUGAGCAGGAUAUUCCAAAAGGACUACAGUUACAUUGCAAAGGUACGGCUUUGUUGCUCGAAUAACAGCGACUGUUCACCAUCCAGCAGAAGCCCUUAAUGCAUCAGCUCCUAACGGGGGGUUGGGAUCCACGCUUACCAACUCUUCUCCCUUAUUCCCGCUUGGCUGUGUUCUAAGCAGCUUUGCUUUUGCUGGGCUUAUAAAAGUGUUCCAAGAGCUGAGCACCCAGCUUCAAAGGCAACUCUCUUUACAAGCUAACUCCCUCAUAAAACAAGCUGACUGAGGCUGCCCUUCUAUCAAGCCCCACUCAGUGGAAAACAGGCAUCUGGUGGGUCAGGGCGCAGCAGAGCUCUUACACAAAGAGGGGAGCUGCUCUGCACCCAGCAGACACAGAACCUGCUGGAUUGCCUUUGAUGUGAGCUGGCUUUGGAAUCUGCACAUCCAUUUUAGUCUUAUUGGGCACUGUAAAACUUGAAAGCGUGCCACACAAAUACUGAGAUCAGUGGUUAAGAUAGGUAAUGGAAAAGCUAAGGACCUGUCACCCCUCAGACUGGAUUUCCAAUUUCCAUCCUGGAGGGAUAUGUCAGGUGAUUACAACAGAGGACCACAGGUUCCCCAGCCAUAGGGGAUGAAUUCUGAGGAGUCAAAAUAUCUGCUGCAGGGGCUUUCAUAAAUGUGGCACGUGGCUAGCUGUGGAUCUGAGCCUGUUGCUCUCCUCCUUUCUCAAGGGCCAGUUCAGCAGCCAAGUCGCCCCCAUUAACUGCCUCUUUGCUGUGCUUGACCAUUUCUAGGUUUUAAUAGCAACAGAUGAAGAAGCCCUUCCUUCUCACCCUCAAUACUUGGACAUAUUUAACGACACCUCUGUCCACUGCUUUCCUCUGGAGAAACUGAGGGACCUUCCCCCAGAGAUCUGGAAGCUUCAGGAGGAGCCAGUUUACCCAGAUGAGGAUCAGCCUGAGAUCAUCAGAAACAAGAAAUGA